AUGUGGGUUCUAAUAGAGCAUCAACGCUAUUUCUUUUCUUCACUACUCUACCAAAUCCACAUAAGAACAAGAUACCCCAACCUCAGGGCACCAGAAAAGUUGGACCAUUGGCUACAUAAGACUAACAAGCGCGAGAAUGGCCGACAUACUGCACAAUCAUGGCGCGAUCGCUAUGUCAAGAAGUUAUCAAUCCUUGGCAGGGGCGAACUGGAACGUAUGGCAGCCUCUGUAUCAGUAGAGACCUUACCAGAAACCCGCAACGCAGUUCAAACGGAGCGGGCGCCCAACUUGACUGAAAGAAGCCUGCAACAGCCUGCUGCUCAGCAACAUCCCAAGCACCAACAACGAAAUGACAGCCCAGAAGACGCUCUCGUGUUAGACCCAGCAUCAGAGCAUACGAAAGAGACAUCGUUGCCACCAAAUACUGAAGAGGUCGAAAGUCCAAUCCAGAAUUCCCCAUUCUUUAAAGGACCCGAAGACAGGGAAAUAGGAAAACAUAGCUUCUAUCGGGACUUUGAUAUCUGGCUCGAUAUGAACGAAAAGGAAGUCGAAAGAAGUCGGGAUAUCGAAGGGACGCUCGUAGAACUAUUCGACUUGGCAAUGGCUAUCAACAAGGCACCUUGUUUUCCAGACAGCGGUACUGUCGACUGGACAAUAGUCGCCAAAAUUCUGGGUUUUGAAGAUCCAAAUGUGUACCUGGUCAACGAGGUGGAACGUUUUCAUAGAGAAUGUCUCGAGGAGUUUAUAAUCGCCGUAAAUGAGUUUAGCACCGACAAAGAGGAAGAGGAAGAGGAAGAAGAGGAGGAGGAUAUAUAUGAAGAACGUGUCAAAAAGGAAGAGCCCGCCUCAGGUUCAAAAGCAGCCCCUGAGAUGGGCCUCACUCAGGAAAUCGACUGGGAAGAUGGCCAAGAAGAAGGCCCGCCGCAAAGCUAUGAACGGAGUUCGCCGCCCGUCACUAUUUCUGGAUUGAAGCGGUCCGCAGACCGCGAGCUCACCUCGUUUGACAAUGCAAGGAAAAGAAGGCGCUAUGAUCCAGAUAUGGAGAUACCAACAACACCAGAAACCGAACUAACUCCCGAUGUGGUUCCCGUGCGAAACACCUCUCCCAGUGCUCUUGUGAGCUCUCAAUGGCAAGAUUAUACCGGCGAAAGCGAAGCUUCGCAGCAUCUUCCUCCGCUUCCUCCUCUUGUAGAGGAAUCACAGGAUCUUGGAAUGUCGGCGAUUCCCCAACGGGAAAUUCUGCAUCAAUCCGUGGAAAGCCUUCCUCCAGAGGGCGAAACAAUGGAUUUUACGCCAAUACCGUUCGAUCUAGACACAGGCCAUCAGGAGAGGUCGUCGGCUAGUAAACGUCGCGAUCCGGCGCCCAAAUCAUUGAGACACCGUGACAGCAGUUUCACAAGCGAACUGACCCUCAGACGAGCUGUUCCCUCGACCAAAGCAGACUCAAAAUCGACUACCCGAUCUACAGUUAGACGCUCUCUUCCCGCAUCAUUCAACUCAUCCCGAAAUCCAACUCCUCGAAAGCCACCACCCCGAGACAACCCGCCUCGCAGUUCAGAUCAGACUAAUUCUCAGGAGAUUGAAAAAUGGAUUUCACACUACCAAUUAGAAGGAUUCUCACGUCGCGUCGUUGUUGAAGGUCUUAGGCGCACGACUCUUACACCCGGGAAAAUGGCGCUUCUUGUCAUGAAGCAUCUAAGCGAAGGCCACGAUGUGCCCUCCCGCCAUGAAGGAAUAUGGACAGAUCGUGACGAUGGAGACUUGGAGUUCUCAUUGAGCGUCGACUUCAGCCGAUCUCCCGCCAAUGAAAAGGAAGAGCGGGAUCAGGAGCUCGCACAGAAAGCCCACAAUCGUCUCAUUAAAAAACAUGGCAAGCAGAGGUUUGAACUAAGAAAGCGCUUCUUGGAAGCCGAAACAGAGAAAGGACACGGCCUGGGUCGUUAG
Molecule: messenger RNA, 1944 nt
Organism: Fusarium poae
Lineage: Eukaryota; Fungi; Ascomycota; Sordariomycetes; Hypocreales; Nectriaceae
Exons: 4
Coding region: 1-1944 (647 amino acids)
Source: RefSeq, a predicted model, not a curated record